Messenger RNA from Fusarium musae, 606 nucleotides. RefSeq lists its product as uncharacterized. NCBI's taxonomy places the organism in Eukaryota, Fungi, Ascomycota, Sordariomycetes, Hypocreales, Nectriaceae. The transcript has a single exon. The coding region runs from base 1 to 606 and encodes 201 amino acids. The record is from RefSeq and is a predicted model, not a curated record.
AUGGCCCCAACAAUUGAAGAACUGUUAAAGCAUUACGAAUUUGACCCCUCCCUCAUCGACAGAGUUGCAUUUCGCAAAUACAAACAGCCCCUCGCCAUCGUCGAACCCGACCCAACAUGGCCAGAGCACUUUGCCCGUGCAAAAGCACGCAUCGAAUCUGCCAUCGGCGACACAGCAGUGUCAAUCAACCACGUCGGCUCAACCAGCGUCCCUGGUCUACCCGCUAAAGCUGUCAUCGACAUUGACCUAACAGUCAAAGACAUCAACGACGAAGCUUCCUAUGUAGAUGCACUUGAGAAUGUUGGUUUCCAUUUUCUCGUCAGGGAGCCGGGUUGGCAUGGACAUCGCUUCUUUUGCGAUUAUGAACCCGUGCCGACGAAUUUGCACGUUUGGGGUCCGGGAUGCCCGGAGGUGGUGAGGCACAAGAUCUUUGUGGAUUGGUUGAGGAAGAAUGAGGACGAUAGGAAAGCUUAUGAGAGUAUUAAGAGGGAGUCUGCGAGGGCUAGUGUUGAGAAUGGGGAGGAUGUUAUGGCGUAUAAUAUUAGGAAGCAGAAUGUCAUUCGGGAGAUUCUGCAGAGGGCUUUCAAAGAUCUGGGAUACCUCUAG